Messenger RNA from Cooperia oncophora, 165 nucleotides. The record is from the annotation of a GenBank genome assembly. NCBI's taxonomy places the organism in Eukaryota, Metazoa, Nematoda, Chromadorea, Rhabditida, Trichostrongylidae.
AUGUCACACACCCAGAAUAUGUAUAAAGUGGGCGAUUAUGUUUAUUUCGAGACGCCCGAGAACACACCCUAUCAGAUACGUCGGAUAGAAGAUUUGAAUAAGGUUCGUCAACACUUGAAUUCUCGAUUUUUCAGUAUUCAGUCUUCUGAACCCAUCUACUUCUGA